Messenger RNA from Pogoniulus pusillus (Red-fronted tinkerbird), 2054 nucleotides. RefSeq names its product katanin catalytic subunit A1 like 2 (gene KATNAL2). The transcript has 16 exons. The coding region runs from base 78 to 1748 and encodes 556 amino acids. The record is from RefSeq and is a predicted model, not a curated record. NCBI's taxonomy places the organism in Eukaryota, Metazoa, Chordata, Aves, Piciformes, Lybiidae. Gene Ontology annotation, molecular function: ATP hydrolysis activity; protein binding; ATP binding.
GCCGAGAGCUGCCGAAUCUCGCUGUGGCAUUCAGCUCUGACUGCAGCCGCCCGUGGCCAGACCUGCGGCGCAGCCCGAUGGAGCUUUCCUGCCAAACGCUGAGAAACACCUACCAGGCGAGGGAGGCGGAUGAGAUGCGAACAGAAGCCCGUCGAAAAAAUCUCCUCAUUCUAAUUUUGCAUUAUUUAAUGGAGGAAGGGUAUGUUGAUGCUGCAAAUGCUUUGGAACAAGAGACAAAAUUAAAUUUACACGGCUUUGAAGUUUGUGACAACAUUGAUCUUGAAACAAUUUUGCUGGAAUAUGAAACUUAUUACUUUAUAAAAUUUCAGAAGUACCCUAAAAUUACCAAAAAGGUCCUCGACACUGUAGAAAAGAAGCAACAACUGAGAAUGGGAGGAAGACCAAGAAGGGCAGCAAGUUCUUCUCAGAAUCUCCCAAGGAUCAAACAUCAUCAGACAGUGCAACAACUAUUGCCAAAAACUUCACCUGGGAGUGCAGAAGAAUUUAAAUCACCCACUAAAGAGAGCCCCAAUGUCUCAGUCCAGAAGUUGGGAAGGAGACUUGGUUCUUUUUCGAACAUUCCUAAUUAUGAAAAGGCUACUCCUGUGGAGCAAUCUGAUUUUGGCUUAAGCAUUUCAGCAGUCAACAAGUCUGGAGGUGACAGCACUCACCCAAGAAGGGGCCAAGUAAUUGAUUACUAUGGGAUGAUUCAGGAUGCUGUCAAAGUAUCAUCAAAUGGUAUAGCCUUGAGCAGCUUUAAUUGUGAUCCAGAUCCCUCAGAACGACUGUUGAAACCCCUUAGUGCUUUUAUUGACAUGACUGGUGAGAUGAAAGAACUUGCAAUGGUUAUAAGCAAAGACAUUUAUCUCCAUAAUCCAAAUGUGAAGUGGGAUGAUAUUAUUGGACUGGAUGCAGCUAAAAGACUGGUGAAAGAAGCAGUUGUUUAUCCUAUAAGGUACCCACAGUUGUUUACUGGUGUUCUGUCUCCUUGGAAGGGAUUAUUGCUGUAUGGACCACCAGGUACUGGAAAAACUUUGCUUGCUAAGGCUGUUGCCACAGAAUGCAAUACCACCUUUUUCAACAUUUCAGCAUCCACCAUUGUUAGCAAAUGGAGGGGUGAUUCAGAAAAACUUGUCCGGGUGUUAUUUGAGCUUGCCCGAUACCAUGCUCCUUCCACAAUUUUCUUGGAUGAGCUGGAGUCAGUUAUGAGUCAAAGAGGCACAGUUUCUGGUGGUGAACAUGAAGGAAGUCGGCGGAUGAAAACAGAAUUACUGGUGCAGAUGGAUGGCUUGGCCCGAUCUGAUGAUCUUGUAUUUGUUUUAGCAGCUUCCAAUCUGCCAUGGGAGUUAGAUUCUGCCAUGCUACGGCGGUUGGAGAAGAGGAUUUUGGUCAACCUCCCAAAUAAAGAAGCACGGCAGGUGAUGAUCCAGCACUGGCUCCCUCCUCUGAGCAGCUGUGGAGGAGUGGAGCUGAGAACAGAUCUGGACUAUAGCUUGCUGGGCCAGGAGACAGAUGGGUACUCCGGCUCCGACAUAAAACUCGUGUGCAAGGAAGCAGCCAUGAGGCCAGUGAGGAAAAUUUUCGAUGCUCUGGAAAAUCAUCAGCGAGGUGACAGUAACUUAGCCACAAUCCAAUUAGACACGAUCACAACAGCAGAUUUCCUGGAUGCAAUUGCACACACCAAGCCAUCAGCAAAGAACCUGUGCCAGAAGUACACAGCUUGGCAGAGAGAGUUUGAGUCAGCUUGAAAAGGCGGAAAAACCGAACAACUACAACCAGAGAUUGACAACUUUGAAGACUUUUGCUAUUCUGAAUGGCACUGCCCUGCUUCCAUAGGACCCAAUGGUGAUGAGGAAGGAAGUGCUGAAGUUUUCCAGGGAAGACAGUGCAGUGAGUGAUAUUAGGGAGAAAUCUUCUAUUUCAGUAUUUAAUAGAGGGGGACGAGUGUUUGGUUAUUUUUAAUUAGCACUUUUCAACCAUUCAAAAAACAUUCUUCAUGGAAAUAGGUAUUUUAAGACUCCAGCUUAAUUUUAUGUAUAAAGACUUGGAGACUG